Messenger RNA from Austrofundulus limnaeus, 6383 nucleotides. RefSeq names its product helicase ARIP4. Bases 227 to 4603 code for a protein of 1458 amino acids. NCBI's taxonomy places the organism in Eukaryota, Metazoa, Chordata, Actinopteri, Cyprinodontiformes, Rivulidae. Gene Ontology annotation, molecular function: ATP hydrolysis activity; ATP binding. The transcript is spliced from 22 exons. The record is from RefSeq and is a predicted model, not a curated record. Gene Ontology annotation, cellular component: nucleus.
UCACAUUGGCAGUGUUAUUAAGCAGAGAGAGCAGUCAGCUGGUACUCAAAUAUUCACUGAAACAGUCGAUUUAAGACUAGCUGAGUAUAAAAUAAGGAGGACAGGAGAAAAGUGAAGCUCCUCUUUUAUUAUAAGUUUAUUUCCCCACCAUAGCCUGAAACAGAAGACAGUUUUACAGUGUGACAGAAAGGCAGAGGAGACCAGCUCUUUGCUUUUCUUUAUAACCAUGCUGCUUCUGGACGAAUCAGAGUCAUUCGCAGAUCAGUCCCACAGCGCCCCCUUCAGCUCAGAGAAUGAGACUCAGGGCGGCAACCCGGCUGCGUGGCAGUGCACCCCGCCCCAAUCUACCUCGCCUUCGGCAGAGACGCCGGCACACCCGCCCUCCUCGCAGCCCAUGUCCAGGCCCCACUCCAGGCCGGCGAGCCGAAGCCCCACCCCUCCCUUGGCCUUGACGGGAAGCAAGAAGCAGAGCUCCAAGCCCACGCACAUGAGGCGAAACAUCAGGAAAGUACUUAGGGAGCAUCAGUUAGAUGCAGUGACCAAAGCUGCCCAGCAGGAGGAGGUGGAGAGACGGCGACGUCUGGGGGAGCAAAGAAAGCAGGAUUUUCUCGUAUCGCAGCUACCUGAAUGCACAACAGGUGACGUUGCCCAGCAUGUGUCCUCAUCAACAGCGUCCGUGUCAUUCCAGCAGGAAGUCAAGUCCACCAGACAGGAAGUUGUCUGUUUGGACUCCAGCAGCACAAAUUUUAAUGAAGAUGACCGCAAGACUAACAAACCUGCUUCUGCUGCUACAGAGCAAACUCAAAAAGCAGAUGUCUUCGAUCUGUGCACAAAUGAAGACGAUGCUUCUUCACGCGUCUGCAGCGAGUCCGCCAACGAAGAAGACGGCGAGCCGCGUGGCGCACACGCCAACGACGUCCAGAACCAAGCCGACUCGCAGGGCAGGGUGCUGGUCAACCUGAACCACCCGGCUACAGAAAAAAACAUUUUCCUGUCGCCUCAGCUGGCUCGAGUGGUUAAACCUCACCAGAUCGGCGGAAUCCGUUUCCUGUACGACAACCUGGUGGAGUCGUUGGAGCGCUUCAGCAACAGCAGCGGGUUCGGCUGCAUCCUCGCCCACAGCAUGGGUCUGGGCAAAACGCUGCAGGUCAUCUCAUUCAUCGACGUCCUGUUCAGAAACACUCAAGCUCACACUGUGCUCGCCAUCGUGCCAGUCAACACAUUGCAGAACUGGCUGUCAGAGUUCAACACUUGGGUCCCCCCUCCUGAGGCCUUACCCCCAGAUACUGACCCUGCACUGGUGGCCCCCCGCACAUUUAAGGUCCACAUCCUCAAUGACGAACACAAGAACACGGUGACCAGAGCCAAGGUGGUGGAGGAGUGGUCUAGGGACGGCGGGGUGCUGCUGAUGGGCUACGAGAUGUACCGCCUCCUGUCAAUGAAGAAAAGCUUUGUUGCUGGAAGGAAGAAGAGGAGCAAGAAAGCAGCAGGACCUGAUGUCAUAAAUCUGGAUGAAGGAGACCGACAGCAGGAACUGCUUAAAGGUGUCGAGAAAGCCCUGUCCCGACCUGGUCCGGAUGUUGUAAUCUGUGAUGAAGGACAUCGCAUUAAGAACUGCCACGCCAGCACGUCUCAGGCUCUGAAGAGCAUCCGAACGCGCCGCCGUGUGGUUCUGACUGGUUAUCCGCUCCAGAACAAUCUGAUCGAGUACUGGUGCAUGGUGGACUUUGUCCGUCCCAACUUUCUAGGUACGCGUCAAGAAUUCAGUAACAUGUUUGAGCGUCCCAUUCUGAAUGGACAGUGCGUGGACAGCACACCUCAGGACGUCCAGCUGAUGAGGUACAGGAGCCACGUCCUCCACAGCCUGUUGGGGGGCUUCGUCCAGAGGCGAGGCCACGACGUCCUGAGGGACCAGCUGCCCUCCAAGCAGGAACAUGUCAUCCUUGUGCGUCUGUCUCCUCUGCAGAGGGCGCUCUACACCGAGUUCAUGAACCGCUUCAGGGAGGCGGGAAACACCGGCUGGCUCAGCCUCAACCCUCUGAAGGCUUUCUGUGUCUGCUGCAAGAUCUGGAACCAUCCAGACGUGCUCUACGAGGCCUUGCAGAAGGAGAAUCUGACGAGCGAGCAGGAUUUGGACCUCGAUGACAUCACCUCCACAGGACACCCCCGAUGUCCCACCGCAGCCUGUCAGAAGUCGAAGAACUUCGACAAUCCAGAUCCCAUUGGCGGACUGAGUCUCAACCAGCUGCAGGAGAAAGCCAACCAGGUCAUCACUUAUGAAUGGGCCAACGACAUCAUGUGUGACUACAAGCCCGGCCUUCUGGAGAACUCUGCAAAGAUGGUGCUGCUGUUCCACCUGAUAGAAGAAAGUGUCAAAAAAGGAGAAAAAAUUCUUGUCUUCAGUCAGAGUUUAUCUACACUGACUGUGAUCGAGGAUUUCUUAGCCAAGAGACCAGUGCCUCCUCCACCUUACACAACCAGCAAAGACAGACUGAACCAGAAUUGGGUCCGCAAUCUCAACUACUACAGACUGGAUGGAAGCACGACGGCUUCAGAGAGAGAGAGACUGAUAAACCAGUUCAACGAUCCGACAAACACCUCGACGUGGGUUUUCCUGCUGUCGACAAGGGCUGGCUGUCUGGGAGUGAAUCUGAUCGGGGCAAACCGUGUGGUGGUGUUUGACGCCUCCUGGAAUCCCUGCCACGACGCUCAGGCUGUUUGUCGCGUCUACCGCUACGGUCAGAGAAAACCGUGUCACAUCUACAGGCUGGUGUGCGACUUUACUCUGGAGAAGAAAAUCUACGACCGUCAGAUCUCCAAACAGGGCAUGUCUGAUCGUGUGGUGGACGAUCUGAACCCAGUCCUGACUUUCACCAGGAGAGAGGUCGAAUCUCUUCUUCAUUUUGUGGAGGAGGAACCAGACCCAUCCCAGGUCCAGCUGCAGCCCUAUGUGAUUAAAGACAGCAUCCUGCAGAAGGCUCUGCACCUCUACACUCACCUGAUCACUAAGCAACCCUUCCCUCACGAGUCCCUGCUGAUGGACCGCAGAGAGCUGAAGCUGAGUAGUGCAGAGAAAAAGGCCGCUAAGAAGGGUUACGAGGAGGAGAAAAGGGCCUCGGUGCCGUACACCCGACCGUCCUAUGCUCACUAUUACCCCGCCAGUGACCAGAGCCUCACCAACAUCCCCGCCUUCAGCCAGAGAAACUGGCGCCCUCCCACCCGCACUGAGGAGAAACCAGUGGCAAACGUCCGACCAGUCCAGUCGGCACCAGUUCCCAUGAUGCCUCGCCAGGUGUCCGCAGGUUCGGCCCCAGACCGAGACCCCUCAAGGUCCACCCUCGGAGGCUUCAAUGUGAACUGCCUGCAAAAAGCCGGGGUGUUUGUCCAGAAAAUUGUCACCACUACUGACAUCGUGAUUCCAGGUACCAACAGCUCAACAGAUACUCAGACCAGAAUCCCUGCUGGGGAGAGUAUUCAUGUCAUCAGGGGCACAAAAGGGACAUAUAUCAGAACAACAGAUGGUCGAAUCUUUGCCAUCAGAGCAGCUAAUAAGACCAAAACCAUGGAUGAGAGUGGAACAGCACCACCCAAAAAUGCGCAAGCCCCACUUCAGGAGGUUUUAACCAAUCACAGUAACGGGUGCCUGUCACCUGACAACAAACAGGUGUCACUGAAGUCUGUGCCCCGCCCCCUUUCCCCCGACAGCCCUGAGAUCAUCGAUGAGCUGCAGCGCUACACGUGCGGCGCAGGAGCCGAUACCACAGCAGAGAGCAGCGUGAGCGGCGGCGGCAGCCUGAACCACCACGACGCCUCUGCUGCUAACGUAAUCCAGUCCAACACGGACGCCGCCGCCGCUCAGGACUUGAGAAUCGGCACGAAGCGCAAAGCCUCCGCGCCGCCCCCGGACGAGGGCGCGAGCAAGCAGCCCUUUGUGGGCAAACUCUCCUCGGCCACUCUGCCGUCACAGGGCUUCCCUUUCACAGGGGGCUAUGGCCUCCCUCCGAUGGGUCUCAGCUCUGCCGUGCUGGGCGGUUCCCUGAGGCCCCCGGUCUUCAUGGGUUCAGGCUCGCACUACUUCCACCCACCUACCGCUCAGCUGGGUGACCCCAGCUACGUGUACCCAGAUCUGUUUGGCAUGAACGGAACUAGCACUGUCUCCGCUCCCUCCUCCUCCUCCUCAGCAACACCAACCAGUUCAGCCAUCUCAUCCUCCUCAUCUGAAUUGGUCAAAGCCACCAGUUCACUUGCAGGAGCUGUUCCGCCGUUCAUGCUGAACCCCGGCAUGCCUGGGAUGCUCCCACCGGGCUUCCCCCUCUCCUACACUCCAUCUCUGGCCAGCCUUUACUCCGGCUCGAUGCUACCGAGCGGCGAGCUGGGUCCAGCUGGCACGCCUGGAGCAGCUGGAGCCAGCUUCUUGUCCCAGUACCCGCCCACUGCUGCCUCUAGUUCCUCCUCCUCCUCCUCGCCUUCCUCCUUCUCCCCUUCAGCGCGACCUGAGGGUCAGCGGGCACCGGUUCUGGUGAAUAGCGGGGAUGUUAGCAGCAACAGCAGCUCUGAUGAUUAUGAUGAUGAUGAUGAGGUAACUGAGGUGAAGGAACAAUAAAACUCACAGCUAUUUACAAACAGGAUAAAGUCCUGUUUGCCAAAAGGCAGGUUUUUAAAGCACCUGUCAUGGAGGGCUUGAGGGGGCGCCAAGAUGUUCGUUUUGUCACCUGCAUUGCCUUGAAGAAACUGUAGAAAGAGUGGCCGAACACAGGCCGGACGCAGGAUAUCAGAAUGUGAAACCUGUGAAAAAAAGGUGUAAAAGAUUCAGAGGGAAGAAGAAAUAGACAUUUUGUGGAGUCUGAGCUUCCAAGUUCAGUUCUGGCAUUAAUGUUUUCCUCACUGGACCGAGCAGCACCGGGUGUGUGGGAUGCCGUUAGUUGCGUAUGUCCAGUAGUUGUGUAGUUGACUAUAGAGAUUCAGUUUCUGCAGCUUUGCUCAACGUGAGGACGCUUGCUUACGGCUAACUUAAAAAAAUAAAAAUUAAAAAAAACCCAGCAACCAUAAGGUGGUGUUGCUUAUUUAAAAAGCAGUUCAGGUAGAUGAUAGUAAAUUCUGUUAAAUAACUGAAACAGUGUUGCUGAAUAUUGCUACUGAAUAUUUCUUUGAAAUAGUUAAGAGAUCAAACCAAACUUUUCAAAAAAUGUUUUCUUUUUUUUUUUUUUUUUUUUUUUUUUUGGAGAGCAUAAGAGUUCACUGCCAGGACAGACGUAUUGUACAAUUUAGACUUUUUUUAAAAACAGAAAAGAUAUGGAAUCUUAAAUUGUAAGAGAAACGGUUGAUAUCGGUGAUGACAGCUUAAUGAAACUUUAAAACUCUAAUGAAAGAAUGUACACUUAAUUAAAUGCUUCUUUUUUUUUCCAGGCCUUUUUUGGAAAUGCUCCUGUUUAGGCAUGGGAUGUAGGGAAAUGUUUAUUUAUUUUUUAUAAUUUUUUUUGCUUGUGUGUUGUAUUUUUAAACUAAGCUUUUUUAUUUACAUGUAGAAAAUGAUUGCCUAAAAUCAGCCAGGUGAAAACGAGAAAAAAAAACUAGUGAGGUGUCCUCCUCGUAGCGGAGAAACAACCAACAGAAAUGCCUUUCUUUGCCUCCAUCUUUCUGAAUGUUAGCUGUGAGAGAGGAGAGGUAAGACGGUCGCCUCAGCUCUCUGAAUCUCACCCACAGUCUUACUGUAGCCUAUAGUGACAAAAACGAUGCAAAACACUCACUCAAGCCUAUAUAAAGUUUUGUAAAAGCCCAGGGGAGCUGAGCCCGCAGCCUCCGGUUGCGGUUACGCUCGUGUCAUCCGUGUGUCUGUAUCUGCGUCUCGUGUUUUUAAGGCUAAGAAAAGAAUUACGGUAAUAAAAAAAGCAAACUUACAUUAUAAAGCUUGACCUGUUCCGACAUAAAUUUCACUCUCUCGGCUGUAUUAUUUUUUUCCCCCGCAUUUUUUGUCUUUCUUUUUCCACAUUGGGAAGAGAAAACAAAAUAAAACCAAACCAGUUGUUUGAGGGAGAGACGAGCAACAUCAGGAGCCUCCCUCAAAGAGAGGAUUGUGUCUUAAGAGACCAAAUAAUGAACACAGAGCAGGUUUUAUUUCAGAUUCACCACAGCUGCACACACUCGAACAUAUCCUUGACUGCACUGUAAAACCCAGUACACUUCUGAAUAUAUUUGUUGAAAACCAGAAGAGAAAACUGGAAAACCCUAACAUGAUUCUUUUUUUUUUUAGCCUAAACAUUAUCACCAAGUGUUCUGCUUUGGUCAAUACUGUCCUGGUGUGUAAAUCUUUGUUCUCUGUAACAGCUGCAGCGAGAGCUUUAACAUAAAAAAACACACACUGGCUCUUUAUGUAAAAAAAAAAA